Molecule: messenger RNA, 858 nt
Organism: Grosmannia clavigera kw1407
Lineage: Eukaryota; Fungi; Ascomycota; Sordariomycetes; Ophiostomatales; Ophiostomataceae
Product: beta-glucanase
Exons: 3
Coding region: 1-858 (285 amino acids)
Biological process (GO): carbohydrate metabolic process
Molecular function (GO): hydrolase activity, hydrolyzing O-glycosyl compounds
Source: RefSeq, a predicted model, not a curated record
AUGUAUCCCUUCGCUUCUGCCGCCUCCCUGUUCCUGGCCAGUCUGCCAGCUCUCGUGCAGGCAUGGGACGCUCCGGCUUACUCUGGCUACAGCUUGGUCUGGCAGGAAGCUUUUGCUGGCUAUUCCGGCACACUGCCCUCUUCGACUACCUGGAAUAUCAUCACGGACAUAUCAGUCAACGAAGAGGCAGAGACUUACACCACCUCGACCAGCAACCUUCAGCUGUCGGGCGGAAACACCCUCCAGAUCAUUCCCAUUUGCGAUAGCGCCGGCAGCUGGACAUCGGGUCGUAUCGAGAGCUCAUACACGUUUACGCCUGCUGCCGGUAAAAUCACCUUUGCCGAGGCAGACAUUCGCUUCGGUGGAAACUCCAUUGCCAACAAACAGGGCCUGUGGCCCGCCUUUUGGAUGUUGGGCGAUAGUCUUCGCCACGGAACCUCCUGGCCCCAGUCAGGUGAGGUCGACGCCUUGGAAACCGUCAAUGGGCUCCUCACCGGCUAUGGUACCUUGCACUGUGGCUCCAACCCCAAUGGGCCAUGCAACGAGCCCACCGGUGUCCAAAACUACAUCACCUUUUCCGACCAGAGCUGGCACGUAUGGCGCGUGAAGUGGGAUCGGUCGUCGAACGAUUGGGAGUCCGAAUCGAUCACCUGGUAUAUGGACGACCAACAGUAUCAUAUUGUAACCGGCUCUUCGCUGGGAAAUGAGGACGACUGGGCUUCCGUCUGCCAUGACCCCUUAUACUUUAUCCUUAACCUGGCCGUCGGCGGCUCAUGGCCUGGUGACCCAAACUCGUCUACUAAAGAUGGCUACGGCAGCAUGAUGGAGGUCGCCUACGUCGCCGUUUACUCAAACUAA